AUGAGGUUCAUGAGUGCGUGGGGUGUGAUUGCAAAUAACCAGGGGCGUGUCGUGCGAUUGAUCCCCCCAGGGCGGUGUGACUGUGGUGUUAAUAAAUUUUACAUUUAUGAUUUUGCCCUUAUAAGGAUUACACAUGUUUAUUCCAUCUCACAUUCAUUUACAUCUCCGUUAUCUUUAUCAUCGUUUCCUAGAGUGACUAUCAAGGUAUGA
Messenger RNA from Arabis nemorensis, 210 nucleotides. Lineage: Eukaryota; Viridiplantae; Streptophyta; Magnoliopsida; Brassicales; Brassicaceae. The record is from the annotation of a GenBank genome assembly.